Magallana angulata is the source of this 3473-nucleotide messenger RNA. RefSeq names its product iduronate 2-sulfatase-like. The record is from RefSeq and is a predicted model, not a curated record. NCBI's taxonomy places the organism in Eukaryota, Metazoa, Mollusca, Bivalvia, Ostreida, Ostreidae. The transcript has 8 exons. Gene Ontology annotation, molecular function: iduronate-2-sulfatase activity. The coding region runs from base 152 to 1825 and encodes 557 amino acids.
UUAAAAACUGAGCUAAACUGAAAGUAGAAGAUUUGGACUUGUGUGCAGACGCAAAAAAAAUACUCGUAUGGAGAUGGGCGCAGACGCAAAAACAAUACUUAUGAUAUAGUAUGAGGAUGGAAACCUGACCACAUUGUACAGAAAAUAAAAGAUGUGGACACAGUGGUGCGCGGGCGGCCGUCAGACAGUUUUCCUUCUCGUGCAAGUGCUGGUCCUAAAGUUUACAUGCUGCGGAAGACCAAAUAUAUUAUUCAUCGUAUUGGACGAUUUUCGGCCUAUUAUGAGGAGUUAUGGAAACCAGUUGAUUAUUGCUCCGAACAUGGAUAACUUGGCUAGGAACUCGGUAGUCUUUAACAGGGCAUACACACAGCAAGCUCUAUGUGGACCCAGCAGGACCUCCUUUUUAACAAGUCGUCGGCCAGACACCACAAAACUUUGGGAUGUACAUUAUUACUGGCGAAAGUCGGCUGGCAACUACACAACACUUCCACAGUAUUUUAAGGAGCAUGGCUAUCACACAGAGUCCUUUGGGAAAAUAUUUCACCCAGGAAUAGUUUCUGGAAAGACAACAGAUUAUCCCUACAGCUGGUCAGUGCCCCCCUACUUACCGUCCACUCAGCAGUACAAAAUGAAAAAGGUUUGUCCUGGCGCAGGAGGCAAGCUACAAAUGAAUGUUGUUUGUCCAGUCAAUGUGUCCACUCAACCAGAGCACACCCUGCCAGAUAUCCAGUCUACCCAGCAUGCUGUGAAGUUUAUUGAAAAACUGUCCAAUGAAAGUCAGCCAUUUUUUCUGGCAUUGGGUUACCACAAACCACAUAUCCCAUUUAAAUUUCCUCAGGAGUAUCUGAAGCUCUAUCCUCUUGAUGAAAUCAAGCUUGCAAAGUUUCAUACCAAACCUCGGGGAUUACCAUCUGUAGCCUGGAAUCCCUGGACAGACCUGAGAGAAAGAGACGACGUCAAGAGUCUCAAUGUCAGCUUUCCAUUUGGUCCUAUUCCAGAGCACUUUCAGAAACUGAUGAUUCAGAGUUACUAUGCCUCUGUUAGCUAUGUAGAUAAUCUUCUGGGGGAAGUGUUUGCUGCAUUAGAAAAGAAAGGCUUGUCUGGAAACACCAUCACUUUAUUGACGGGAGAUCAUGGUUGGGCCCUUGGUGAAAAUCAGGAAUGGUCCAAAUUCAGUAACUUUGAAGUGACCACUAGGGUGCCUUUGUUAGUGUCUGUUCCAGGAGUGACUGGGAAACCUCUUUCUGGUACUCUGAAAUAUUCUUCCUCAGAUAAAGACUGGCCGGAUAGAACUAUGGUCAAAUACAACCAAUACAAGAUCUCGGAUGGUCUCGUUGAACUUGUGGACAUUUUCCCAUCUCUUGUGGAACUUGCGGGACUUCCAAUUCUGAAGACCUGUCCACAGACGUCUUUUAACAUUACGAUCUGUACAGAGGGCUGUAGUUUUGUGCCUUUGAUAAAAAAUGCUACAUCACCUCAUACUGUUAUUAAGAACUGGAAAUCUGCUGUGUUUAGUCAAUACCCUCGUCCAAGUCUACAGCCUGAGGCAGACAGUGACCAGCCACGAGCAGUGGACAGUAGAGUCAUGGGGUACUCCAUCAGAACUGACAGUCACAGAUACACAGAGUGGAUUCAGUUUUACCCAAAUAAUUUUACCGUCAACUGGAAUAAUGUGUAUGCCAGAGAACUGUAUUCUCAAGUCACAGAUUCAGAAGACCAUCACAAUUUGGCUUCAGACCCUCGGUAUCUGGACAUUGUACACAAACUCGCUGUAAAACUCCGGCAAGGCUGGAGAGCAGCCUUGCCAUUACUCAAUCAGACUUGAUUAGGAUAUACAUUAUAAUAAAUCUUUACAAUGCAAAUUUUAAAAAUAUUCUUUUUGCUGGGCCUCCUAUUCCAAAAAGCACAGUCAGCACAAGAGUACAGAAGUUGUAAUUUAUAUACAUUUUAUGCUGCUGAACAUUAAUUAGACCAAGAUGCUUGUAAUUGAAAGUUUGACUCUAUACUUACAAAUGUUUUGCUCAGUAAUAACUAGGGCAUUGGUUUGUGGGCUACAUACCUAAAGUGAUAAAUAUUCCUUUAGUCAGUUAGCCCAUCUAGCAGUCUGGCAUUACUUGUCCAGAGCAUAUUUUUUAUCUUUUCGGCAAAAGUUUGUUUUUAAUUUACCCACAGAGUGCUGUGCUGUGACCUUGAACCAAGUUUUUAGAUAAAAGGUCAAGGUCAUACCAGACCUGUAUUCUCCAACAAGGACAAGAGAACAAGAUUCCAUAUCAUUUUAAAGUUUUCUAGUCAUUCAUCUUUGUUCAUUUGUCCCUAACUGGCUCAUACAUCACAUACAAAGUGCUUGAUGGUAAACUGGUAAAGGGCCAAAGAUUGAUUAAGUCUCUAAAAUCCAGUUUAGGUAUACAUGUAUAACAAUUUGAUGACUGACAUGUUUUACAUGUUGUUGUCGAAAAUGAAUUUGCGUAAAACAUACAUUAUGCCAAUAAAUUUAGAUUAAAUGCACUUUUUAGAUUUUUAACCAGGUUUUCCAGUGGAAAAAUCCAGUUAUUAAAAUGGUGAAAAUGGCAGGUGGGUGGGCGGCUGCCAAAAGGGUACCCUUAUUGUACGGAUAACUCCUCCUACAGUUUUCAAGAAAGGAAGUUGUUCUUUUGCAGAUCAAUUGUACAUAUAUCAGAGGUGUGCAUAUUGCUAGGAUUUUGAUUACUAGUAAUUUAUCCAAAAAAAAUACCAGUGUUUGAACUUAGUCAUUUUUUGGCAAAAUAUUGCAUAUAGGGUACCCUCAUUGUACAGAUAACUCCUCCUACAGUUUUCAAGAUAGGAAGUUGUUCUUUUGCAGAUUAAUUGUACAUAUAUCAGAGGUGUGCUAGUGCUAUGAUUUUGAUUUCUGAUUAUUUAUGAAAAAAAUACCAGCUUUUGAACUUAGUCCUUUUUUGGCAAAAUAUUGCAUGUAGGGUACUCCAUUUCACGGGAUCAGGUUGACAUGGAUUAUGGAUUCAGUUCACAUAAAAGUAAACCAGGUUUGCUGUCACAUUGACAGCUUUUCACUUGUUAUAUAUGUAUCAGGGAAGGUUAUCGUUAAUCUUGAAGGGUUUAUUUUUUUUUAAUAUGACUUAAUUUGGGCGUGUCGAAUCACACAAAUGACAACCCAAAUGGAAAUUACAACAAUAUAAUCAUUAUUACUAAUCAUAUUACUAGAUUUAUAAUAAAAUUGCUGGAUUAAAAAAGGUCAUUUUAUGGGGUUGCUAGCCGUUAUUCAGACAAGUUAAAGAUGAAUUUUGCGCUCAACAAAACUUCUAAGUGUUCACCCAGUAUAAUGUAAUUUACUAUAUCACGUAAAGAUCAUUUUUACGCUCUCAAUAGGCCCUAUACAUGUAUAUAGUCCGAAAUAUAUGACGUUUUCCUGGCUUUUCUUUAACGAUUUUGAUAUUUUACUUUUUAAAAAAAACAGGAAAAGAUCAGAUACAUGUAUU